Penicillium nucicola is the source of this 1695-nucleotide messenger RNA. Its product is annotated as MFS transporter. Gene Ontology annotation, biological process: transmembrane transport; intracellular polyamine homeostasis. The transcript is spliced from 3 exons. Lineage: Eukaryota; Fungi; Ascomycota; Eurotiomycetes; Eurotiales; Aspergillaceae. Gene Ontology annotation, molecular function: polyamine transmembrane transporter activity. The record is from RefSeq and is a predicted model, not a curated record. The coding region runs from base 1 to 1695 and encodes 564 amino acids.
AUGCAUGUGCAUUCCGAGAAGGAAAGCACUGUUGCUUCGACUUUGCCGACAUCCUCAGCGGGUAGUGGGGAACAUUCAAUCAUAUCAGCCGGACCCGAAUCCGAAUUCAAGCAUGACCCUCAUUCUCGAUCGGAAAAGUCCAGCUUUCAUGAUGGACCAAGAGAUGACGACCCGGAGGAAUCACUUCCUCGUCUCCAACGCCACUCAACGAAGCUUGGUCCAGCUAUCAAAGUCGCGCGUUGGAAGCGUCGCGGAUUGUUCGGCCAACUUGCCCUGGUGGCUGAGGUUGAAAACCCAAAGACAUAUACCCGCAGGAUGAAAUGGUUUAUCACAUUCAUUGUCGCUUUGGCUGGAUCUACUGCGCCGCUGGGCAGCGCGAUUUUCUUUCCAUCACUAUCACAAGUAACCCAUGAAUUGAAGACGACAACUACAAUCGCAAACCUUACAAUCGCGCUUUAUAUGCUGGCCAUGGCUAUAUUUCCUCUCUGGUGGUCCUCUUUCAGUGAGCGACUCGGGCGACGGACAAUCUACUUGGUUUCCUUCACUUUAUUCGCGGUGUUCAACUGUCUCUGUGCCAUAUCUGGCUCUAUUGCGAUGCUAAUUGUCAUGCGUAUGCUAAGUGGUGGUGCUUCUGCGUCCGUUCAGGCAGUCGGUGCUGGUACCAUCGCUGAUCUAUGGGAGCCACGGGAGAGAGGGCGAGCCAUGGGAAUUUUCUACCUGGGCCCGCUAUGUGGUCCUUUGCUGGCACCUAUCAUCGGUGGUCUCUUGGCCCAGCGCUGGGGCUGGCGCAGUACCAUGUGGUUCAGUGCAGUCUUCGGUGCGGUGACUCUCAUUUUCAUCCUCUUCGCGCUUCCAGAAACCUUGGUGAUACAGAAGCCCGUUUUGCCUGCAUUGGACGACAACGAAGACCCAAGUAUUAGUCGUCCGCUCAGUCGGGUGUCGUCACGACAAGUAGUUAGGUCUACUACUCGCUGGCUAAAGAUGCUGAAGAUGGUCUUCAUUGACCCACUCAAAAUCAUUCUCUACUUACGGUUCCUUCCUGUGCUCCUGACUGUCUACUAUGCUAGUAUCACAUUCGGCUCUCUUUAUGUUCUCAAUGUUAGCAUCGAAGAAACAUUCGGCAAGGAGCCGUAUAAUUUCCCUACCAUCAUCGUUGGCUUACUUUACAUCCCGAACUCACUGGGAUACAUGGUCACUAGUACCUUCGGUGGAAAAUGGACCGAUAAAAUCAUGCAACGCGAGGCGAAGAAGGCAAACCGAUACGAUGAAAAGGGUAGACUAAUUUUUCGCCCAGAGGAUCGCAUGCGUGAAAAUGCCUGGCUUGGUGCGUUUUUAUACCCUGCGGCAUUUCUCUGGUAUGGAUGGGCGGCGGAAAAAGGUGUUUUCUGGCUGGUUCCGAUGAUCGCCAACUUUUUCUUCGGCGUGGGCUCCAUGCUCAUCUUCAGUAUGGUCACAACUAUGCUCACAGAGUUCAUGCCAAAGAAAUCUUCCGAGGGUGUUGCCCUCAACAAUUUCGUGCGAAAUAUCUUCUCGUGCGUGGGAUCUCUUGUCACUGCCCCAAUUAUCAGUGCCAUAGGUAACGGUUGGCUCUUUACCAUUCUUGGUAUUGUUGGCUUUGCAAGCAGCUCUGUUAUCUACCUAAUGCGAAUCUACGGUCCUCGCUGGCGAAAGACUAUGGAUGAACACAUACGCUGA